Brenthis ino (lesser marbled fritillary) is the source of this 297-nucleotide messenger RNA. Lineage: Eukaryota; Metazoa; Arthropoda; Insecta; Lepidoptera; Nymphalidae. The record is from the annotation of a GenBank genome assembly.
AUGUGUGUUUAUCUUACAGUGGAGUUCGUGAUAUCUAACCGCGGUCGGCGUCAUAUGCGGCUCGGCGGGUUUUCUUUUUACGCGGAGAAAGUGUUUCCCGAGAAGAGCAAGGUGCGAUGGCGGUGCACUAGGCGGACCUGCCGUGCGUACGCGCAUACGUUGCACGAUCGGAUAUUUGCUCUAAGCAAUGUGCACUCGCACGAGCCCCCGGCUUUGCCUCCGACGUCGACAGCUCCCUCGUAUAGGGCUUUCACUCAUGCCGCCUUGGCUACUCAGGCCAAAGCCGUACUGGAUGAC